AUGAAAUUUAUUGCUCUUAUAUCAGGAGGAAAAGAUAGUAUUUUUAACAUCUACAAAGCAAUUUAACAAGGACACGAAUUAGUAGCUGUUGCUAAUUUGUAUCCUGCUUAAAUAGCAAUGGAAUAAGACAGUUAUAUGUAUUAAUCAGUAGGUACAAAUAUGGCAGAAGCUAUUGCUGAAUGCUUAUAAAUUCCUUUAAUAAAAAGAUAAUUGAAAGGAAAACCUAUAGUGCAAGAUUUAUAUUAUACAGGAACUGCUGAAUAAAAGAAAGAUGAUGAAGUAGAAGAUUUAUAUGAACUUUUAUUAGAAGCAAAAUAAAAAUGGGAUUUCAAAGGAGUUUCUUCAGGUGCGAUAGCUUCAACUUAUUAAAAGUUAAGAAUAGAAGAUGUGUAAUAUUAAUUUUUAUUUUUUUAGUAAAUAUGUUAUUUUAAUAAAUAAAGUUGCAAAAGACUUGAUUUGGAAAGUUUAGUUUUCCUUUGGGGAAGAAAUUAAUAAGAAUUAUUGAAAGAAAUGAUUGAUAGUGGAAUGAACUCUAUUUUGAUUAAAGUUGCUUCUUAUGGAUUAGGUAAAUAACAUCUUGGAAUGUCUUUAAGAGAUAAUUAUGAUUAAAUUAUUGAAUUGAGUUAAAAAUGCAAUCUUAAUAUUUGUGGAGAAGGAGGUGAAUAUGAAUCUUUAACUUUAGAUUGUCCUCUUUAUAAGAAGCGAAUUGCUAUGUAAAUAAUUUAUUUAUUUUAUAAAACUUUUUUUUAUUAGAGAUGAAACAGAUAUACAUAUUCAUUCAGAAGACAAAUAUGCGCCUGUUUUUUAUUUAUUUAUUAAAAAAUACUCCUUAGUAGAUAAAAACUGAUACCAAAUAUUUAUAUUUAUAAAAUAAAAGAAUUCUAUUU
Molecule: messenger RNA, 887 nt
Organism: Ichthyophthirius multifiliis
Lineage: Eukaryota; Ciliophora; Oligohymenophorea; Hymenostomatida
Product: mj0570-related domain protein
Exons: 3
Biological process (GO): protein histidyl modification to diphthamide
Molecular function (GO): diphthine-ammonia ligase activity
Source: RefSeq, a predicted model, not a curated record